This is a messenger RNA of Lathyrus sativus (Indian pea), 831 nucleotides long. The record is from the annotation of a GenBank genome assembly. Lineage: Eukaryota; Viridiplantae; Streptophyta; Magnoliopsida; Fabales; Fabaceae.
AUGGAUUCUCAAGUCUUGGUAGCUCUUGUUCUUUCACUUGUCGGCGGUCUCAGCACUUCCAUAGGUGCGCUUUUUGUAAUUAUCAAUCCAGCUCCAAAUUUGAAGAUGCUUGGGCUAUUACAGGGUUUUGCCGCUGGUUUGAUGCUGAGCAUAUCAUUCUUUGAUCUGGCUCAUAAUGCUAUAAACUCACUGGGCUUCUUGAAAGGCAACCUUUGGUUUUUUGCUGGUGUUAUAUUCUUUGCCAUUAUAGCCAAUUUUAUCCCGGAGCCGACACUUGUUCCCACUUCAGAUGUGAAGACUAAAAAGAAAAAAGGGGAUGAAGGAGGCAAGGAUAUUUUGAAAAAGCAUCGCCAGCAAGUUUUAUUCAGUGGAAUUAUUACAGCUGUAGGCAUAAGCUUACACAAUUUUCCCGAAGGAAUGGCAGUCUUCCUUGGAUCCAUGAAGGGCCUUCGUGUUGGAGUCAACUUAGCAUUGGCCAUUGCUCUUCAUAAUAUCCCGGAGGGUGUUGCUGUUGCACUUCCUGUUUAUUUUGCUACACAAAGUAAAUGGCAGGCAUUCAAAUUGGCAACACUUUCAGGCUUUGCCGAGCCCUUGGGUGUUAUAAUUGUAGCCUAUCUAUUCCCUAGCAGCUUAAAUCCUGAAAUUUUGGAAGGUCUACUUGGUUCAGUUGGUGGAGUUAUGGCUUUUUUGACCCUUCAUGAAAUGCUGCCAUUGGCAUUUGAUUAUGCUGGACAGAAACAAUCUGUUAAGGCUGUAUUUUUUGGGAUGGCUUUCAUGUCUGCAAGCCUGUAUUUUCUAAGUAUCAGCUUACCAGAGGAGAUAAGCUUGUAG